AUGAUUGAAUCACAUCGAGACUCAAAAGCUAAAUUUAUUAAAGCUUAUCCCGGCGAAGAUAUUGAGAAAGUAGUCACUGAAAAAGGAAGAUCAAAGGAAAAUGAAGGAGGAGAAAAAGAGUCAUCUUCAGACAAUAAAUUAUCAGAAUCUAUUAAUGCGACUGAAUCAUCAAAAGCAAUAUUGCCUAACCAAGAGGAUGAUCCUGCCAAAGACGAAGUCGAAACAAGAGAAAAAGAUCUAUCUUCAAACAAUAUAUUAUCAGAACAUAUCGAUUCGGCUGAAUCAUCAAAACCAGAAUUAUUUAACCAAGAAGCUGAACCUUCCAAAGAUGAAAUUGAAACAAAAGAAACAGAUUCAUCUUCAAACAAUAAAUUGUUAGAGCCUAUUGACGUGGCUAAAUUAUCAAAAUUGGUAUUGGAUGAACCCGAACAAAAUGAAAAUAAUGCAACGAUCCCAGAAAUUACAUUUCAAAAUGCUUUUCAGCCAAAUCCAAAAUUUGUGGUUGCUAAUACAACUUCAAUUUCCUCGGAUGUAACUCCAAUUGUUUCACCUAAUAACGCAAUGGCAGAACAUAUACAUAAUGCAGCACUUGUAACAGAAACGCCAAUAUACAACAAUCCUAAUAAUAGGAAUCUAGUACCAGUUUAUCCAGCUCAUAUCGAUUUACCACCUCAGUUUCAUGAAGAGACAACAAAUGCAUCACCAACACCUUUUUCUGAAUACUUUACUCCAAACUUUGUCUCGGAGGAUAAUUCUUCCUCCAUAACUUAUACUUCUGACCCCCUUGAAUAUCCUCAUCAACCUCGCUAUCCACCAUCAACUGGAAUUUCACGCACACAACAAAAAUUGAUGCUUCAACGGCAACAUUUUCUCGCAGACGAUGAGAAUUUCCUAAUUCAUCCACGUAAUCAAUUACGAUUGACCAAAGUAAUCGAAAGAAUAAAUAGGGAACACGCUUCCAUAUUGUUAUAUCGUGAUCCAAUGAUGGAAAGUAUACAGAGAGUGAUGGGGAAAUACGCAAGGAAUCAUCCAGAAGUGUUGGACGAAGAUUUUGGCACAUCUUAUGAUGAUAAUAAAGAUUGGGAAAGAAAUAAAAAUAGCCUCGUUCCUUCUAGUAGUAGUAAUAAUAGUAAUGAAAGCGUGGGACAAAGUGCUUCUGCCUCUGCUAAUAUUAUUUCUGCCACCCUCGCCGAAUCUGGUAAACUCAAAGGAAAAUAG
Molecule: messenger RNA, 1218 nt
Organism: Ambispora leptoticha
Lineage: Eukaryota; Fungi; Glomeromycota; Glomeromycetes; Archaeosporales; Ambisporaceae
Source: the annotation of a GenBank genome assembly